Molecule: messenger RNA, 960 nt
Organism: Candidozyma duobushaemuli
Lineage: Eukaryota; Fungi; Ascomycota; Pichiomycetes; Serinales; Metschnikowiaceae
Exons: 1
Coding region: 1-960 (319 amino acids)
Biological process (GO): protein secretion; Golgi organization
Cellular component (GO): Golgi apparatus
Source: RefSeq, a predicted model, not a curated record
AUGUGCAUUUUGAUUUCAACAACGUCUCAUCCCGAUUAUCCCUUGAUUUUGCUAUCUAACAGAGAUGAGUACCUUGCCAGACCUACACAGCUAGCCACCGCUCGGAAGACAUCCAAAGAUACACAGAUCCUAUCACCCCUAGAUAUGGCCAGACCAGAACAUGGCACUUGGAUUGGUAUCACCUCCGAUGGAAGACUCGCGGUAUUGGUAAACUACCGAGAGGAUACACAAAUUGCAGGCAAGGUUUCACGAGGCAUUCUCCCGCUUGAGUACCUCGUUUCCGACCUUCUGGACGAUGAGUGGUACGAUGGUCUCGAGGAGAGAAUGAAUAAGAAAAGCGGCGUCACAGGAAAACCUACCAAACUCAGUGAGAUUGGCGGCUUCACCUUGUUGUAUGGAAAACUAGAGCUAGACAACAAUUCCCGACUCAAACCACUCAAUCUCAUGAGCAACCGUGGCGACAGGGGCAAAGUACAUACCCGGGAAGUCUCGCUCGAUUGUCUACAUGAUCAAAUCCACCGCCAAGAGACAUUUGCUCUCUCCAAUUCGUUGUACUACAUGCCGUGGCUGAAGGUGGAGCUAGGCCGGAAGAAACUCGAUAGUCUUGUUCAGCGUGCUGCUGCAGAAGACUACAGCCGAGAAGAACUUAUCGAAUCUUGUUUCGAGAUCUUGAGCUCCGACACCUAUGACGCCGAAGUUCGAAAGAAGGGCACGUUCGAUCAGAAAAUGACCGAGCUUCAAAACUCCAUCUUCAUUCCACCGCUCGCCACGCCAUAUGAACUGAAACUGGCUGAAACUGGCUACGCCGUUGGUAAAUAUUACGGUACCCGUACGCAGACAGUGAUCGCUCUCUCCAAAAACGGCAUCUUGCACUAUUACGAGCGUGAUUUGUAUACUGGUGACACAGACAAGAUGCAACCCCGUGAGCAGCAUCUUCAAUUCACCCUAGGUAACAAAUAG